UCUUCCACAUUCUUCCACGAAAGGAGCUAAUAUUGAGAAAAUAUAUUUAAAGCCAUUUAAAAUAUAGCCAGAGUUUUGUUCAAUAUACUUUCAUAUAUUUGGUAUAUUUGUCAUAUCUUUACGCUGGCAUGGCACAGUAUCUAGAUUCCGAGGCGGAUGUGAGCGAGGGAGAGGAGGAACUAGAUCAAAAUGAGAAGAAGAAGCUGAAAAAGCUAAAAGCGAUGGAGGAGAGCGAUGAUGAAGAAGAAGAUGAUGAGGAUCAAUUACGUGAAGAAUUGAAAGAUUUGAUAGAUGACAAUCCUAUAGAAGAAAGUGAGGGUGACGACAGUGAUGGCUCAAAUCAUCAUAAAAAGCGUAAACAAAGUGAUGAUGAGGAUUUUGAUGAUCGCUUAGAAGAUGAAGAUUAUGAUUUAAUCGAAGAAAAUUUAGGUGUUAGACUUGAGAGGAAACGUUUUAAACGUCUUCGAAGGAUUCAAGAUGAAGAAUCAGAGGAAGAGCAAGAAAAGGAAGCGGAUGAUGAAAGAGAUGCCAUUGCCAAUGAAUUAUUUGAAGGUUCUGGAGAUGAGGAUGAAAGACGAAGCGAACGUAGUCACAGACCGGAAGCAGAAACAUUUGAAGAAGGCAGUGAUGAAGGGGAAUACACUGAUGCAGAUGAUUUUAUUGUUGAUGAUGAUGGCAGACCUAUUGCAGAGAAAAGGAAGAAGAAGAAGCCAAUAUUUUCUGACGCAGCGUUGCAGGAAGCACAAGAUAUUUUCGGCGUUGAUUUCGACUAUGACGAAUUCGGUAAGUAUGGCGAGGAGGAUUAUGAGGAGGAGGAAGAGGAAGAAGAGGAGGAUGAAUAUUUAGAUGAAGAUGUUGACGCCGAACGGCCUCGACGACCUAAAAAGCAGCUGAAGAAAAAGACGACGAGAAAAAGUAUCUUUGAGAUUUAUGAGCCCAGCGAAUUGAAACGCGGUCACUUUACCGAUAUGGAUAACGAGAUACGUAAUACAGAUAUACCAGAAAGAAUGCAACUGCGAUCUGUACCGGUCACAUCGGUUCCAGAAGGCUCUGACGAACUCGAUCUCGAGGCAGAGUGGAUUUAUAAGCAAGCAUUUUGCAAACCCACAAUCUCGAUUCAAGAUGCUCAUUUGAACGCCGAGGCUAAGGAACGGGCACGAAAAGGACCACAGACAAUCGGCAAGAUCAAGAAAGCCUUAGACUUCAUGCGCAAUCAACAUUUCGAAGUCCCUUUUAUAUCCUUCUAUAGGAAGGAGUAUGUGUUACCCGAGCUAAACAUCAAUGAUUUGUGGAAAGUAUACAAGUUUGAUGCAAAAUGGUGUCAACUGCGUCAGCGGAAGGAGAAUUUGCUUAAACUGUUUGAAAAAAUGCGUAACUAUCAACUGGAUGAAAUUAUGAAAAAUCCGGACGCGCCGCUGCCGGAUAAUAUGCGAUUGAUCAAGGAUGAUGACAUUGAGCGGCUGAAAAAUGUACAGACAAGUGAGGAGCUUAACGAUGUCUAUCAUCAUUUUAUGUUAUAUUAUUCUCACGAGAUUCCGGCGAUGCAGGAAGCUGUGCGGCAGAAGGAGAAAGAGGCGCGACGCGAAGAAAGGAUCCAGCGACGCAAACAACAGAUUGCCGAGGCGGAGGAGAACGGGGAAGAUCCGCCGGAGGAAGACGAGGCGCAGGAGGAAGAAGAGAUUGAUGACACACUGAAGCAAGCAGUGAGAAGUGGUCCGUAUUCCAUCUGUCGGAAGGCCGGCCUGGACGGUCUGGCGAAGAAAUUUGGUCUGACACCUGAGCACUAUGCCGAGAAUUUGCGGGACAAUUAUCAGCGUCACGAGGUGGAUCAAGAGCCAACCGAACCGACAACGAUCGCUAAUGAGUAUUGUAGUUCGCGAUUCAAGACCGCAGAAGAAAUAUUAAAGGCUGCUCAGUUGAUGGUGGCGAUCCAGCUUGCACGUGAGCCACUCGUGCGCAAAUGCGUGCGCGAGAUGUACAUGGAACGCGCUAAGAUCUCCGUGAAACCGACAAAAAAGGGCAUUAAGGAGAUCGAUGAGAAUCAUCCCAUUUACACUAUGAAAUACUUGAAAGACAAACCGGUGCGUGAUCUUGUGGGCGUGCAGUUUUUGAAUUUAGUGAUUGCGGAGGAGGACAAACUCAUCACGAUUACCCUCAGUGACUCAAUCGAAGGCAACACCAGCGGCAAUUACGUAGACGAGAUGAAACAACUCUAUUGUCGAGAUGAGUUCAGCAAACUCGUGCAGGAUUGGAACGCACUGCGCGUUGGUAGCGUCGAACUCGCACUUAACCGCAUGGUCAUACCGCAUCUGAAAAAGGAACUACGCACAAAUUUGAUCGCCGAAGCAAAGGAAUGUGUGAUGCGUGCAUGUUGCCGCAAGAUGUACAAUUGGAUCAAGGUUGCACCGUACAAUUGCGAGUUUCCUGAAGAAGAGGAUGAAGAAUGGGACACCAGUAAAGGUCUUCGCGUCAUGGGCUUGGCUUAUGUCCCCGAUUAUUCUCAGGCAGCUUUUACCUGUUUGGUCGCAGCUGACGGCGAGUGCACGGAUUAUCUGCGUCUGGCGCAUCUAAUGAAACGCAAGAAUAGUUAUCGCGAGGACGAAAAGAUGAUGAAGGAGGCCGACCUGCUAGCGCUGAAGAACUUUAUAGCCACGAAGAAGCCGCAUGUUAUAGUGAUUGCCGGUGAAUCCCGGGAGGCGAACAUGAUCGCUGACGACAUCAAGGAUUGCAUCACCAAUCUGACGGGGGAAGAGCAAUUUCCCAGUAUUCAGGUAGAAAUCUGUGACAAUGAGCUUGCGAAGAUCUAUUCCAAUAGUAACAAGGGUAUUUCGGAAUUUCGGGAUUAUCCGGAACUGUUGCGCCAGGCAAUUUCGCUGGCAAGAAGAAUGCAAGAUCCGCUAGUAGAAUUUUCGCAAUUAUGCACUGCGGAUGAGGAAAUUCUCUGCCUCAGGUAUCAUAGUUUGCAGGAUCAGCUAUCUAAAGAAGAGUUACUGGAAAAUUUGUAUUUGGAGUUCGUCAACCGCGUGAACGAGGUCGGCGUAGAUGUGAACAAAGCAGUUCAACAAGCGUACUGCGGCAAUCUCGUUCAAUUUGUUUGCGGUCUUGGCCCGCGAAAGGGUCAAGCGUUAAUUAAAAUGCUGAAGCAGACGAAUCAGCGACUGGAGAACAGAACGCAAUUAGUUACGGCAUGUCACAUGGGACCGAAAGUGUUCAUCAAUUGCGCAGGCUUCAUCAAAAUUGACACCAACAGCCUUGGUGACAGUACCGAGGCGUACGUGGAAGUGCUCGAUGGCUCGCGCGUGCAUCCCGAAACUUACGAGUGGGCUAGAAAAAUGGCAGUUGACGCACUAGAAUAUGAUGAUGAAGACGCUAAUCCCGCCGGUGCUCUUGAAGAGAUACUUGAAUCACCAGAGCGUCUGAAGGACUUGGAUCUCGACGCUUUUGCGGAGGAGCUUGAGCGGCAGGGUUUCGGCAACAAAUGUGUCACUUUGUACGAUAUCAGAGCCGAAUUGAAUAGCCGUUAUAAGGAUCUCCGCAUACCGUAUCAAUCGCCAAACGCAGAGAAGUUAUUCGACAUUCUGACAAAAGAGACACCUGAAACUUUCUACGUCGGUAAACUAGUACUGGCCACAGUGGUCGGCAUCAGUCACCGGAAACCGCAGGGCGAUCAACUCGAUCAGGCAAAUCCAGUGCGAAAUGAAGAAACUUGCCUAUGGCAAUGUCCGUUCUGCUUGAAAAACGAUUUUCCCGAAUUGUCGGAGGUAUGGAAUCACUUUGAUGCCGGAGCCUGUCCAGGCAAGGCCGUCGGCGUGAGAUUGCGACUGGACAAUGGUAUAUCUGGCUAUAUCCAUAUCAAAAACUUAUCGGAUCGACACGUUGCAAAUCCCUGCGAAAGAGUCGGUAUGGGACAGAUUAUCCAUUGUCGUAUUAUUAAAAUCGAAGUUGAUCGAUUCAGCGUCGAGUGCACUAGCAAGAGUAGCGAUCUAGCAGACAAAAACCAUGAAUGGAGACCGCAAAGGGAUCCAUUUUAUGAUACUGAAGCUGAGCAGAAGGAUAUGAAGGUAGAGGAAGACGCAAAGAAAGCGAAACAGCGGCAAAUUUACGUGAAACGCGUAAUUGUCCAUCCAUCUUUCCAUAACAUUAGUUUCGCCGAGACCGUGAAACUAAUGCAGACGAUGAAACAAGGCGAAGCGAUAGUAAGACCGAGCAGCAAAGGUGCUGAUCAUUUGACAGUCACAUGGAAGGUCACCGACGAUAUCCUGCAACACAUUGACGUUCGCGAGGAAGGCAAAGAGAAUGCCUUUUCAUUGGGACAGAGUCUUUGGAUCGGUAAUGAGGAGUUCGAGGAUUUGGAUGAGAUUAUUGCUCGACACGUUAAUCCUAUGGCUGCUUAUGCCUCCGAACUGCUAGAUUUUAAAUAUUAUAAGCCAACCGUAGAGGGAAUUAAAGACAAAGCGGAGGAAGUAUUGAAGGAACAGAAGAAGGAAAACCCUGGUGGGAUUCCCUACAUAAUAUCGGCAGCUAGGACCUAUCCUGGAAAGUUUUUGCUCUCGUAUUUACCACGCACUCGUUGUCGUCAUGAAUAUGUCACAGUGACGUCCGAGGGCUUCAAAUUCCGCGGACAGAUGUUUGGUAGGGUGAGCGACUUGUUGCGCUGGUUCAAGGAACAUUUCAGAGAUCCGGUCCCUGGACAAUCCACUCCCAGUACACCACGCGGCGCGAUGACUUCUAGAACACCUUACACUGCUACACCGGGAGCAGUCAGCGGAAUGAAUCAAGAAGCAAUUCAACGAGUCGCGCAGAAUCUUCCACAUCACAUGCUACAUUCUCUGUCACAAGUGGCGAAUCAAACACCGCAUCAUUAUCCGCCACACACCCCGGGGACGGCUAGUGCCGCCGGUUACGGCGGAGUGCACACGUAUCCGAAUACACCAUACACACCGUCCGGUCAAACCCCAUUCAUGACCCCAUACCAAACGCCUCAUCAUACACCGCAUCAUGGCCAGCCUACUCCCAGAUAUGGUCAACAAACGCCAAGCCAUCAUCAAGGACCUUUCGUGCAUCCGCCACCACCUUCGAUGACACCCGGUCAUCACAGAUCCACUCAAUCGCACAGACCUACGCCACCCUUGUCCACUCCCUCCGGUGAUCCAACAGAUUGGAAGAAGGCAGCCGAAGCAUGGGCACGUCUAAAAAGUAAUCCUCGAGUCUCUGGAUCAACACCUAGAUACGAAGAAUCCAGGAAAACGCCACGUAGCUAUGAGGAAUCGAUUGGCAGAACCACACCCUCUGGAAGAAGCAGACCUUCAUCUACGCGAACUCCUUCGUAUAAAUCCCCGCGAGGUACCCCACACACAAAUUCUAGUCCACGAAGUAUGUCUCUCAGCGGAGACGGUACUCCUCUAUAUGAUGAAAGCUAACGGGGUCAUCUUGUGCAUAUAGUUGAUUAUAUUUAUUAGUUACGUCAUAUCACAUACAUACAUUAAACUAUGAUGUAAAUAUAAUAAAUAUUUACAUUGUGUAUUAAAUGGCAAACGCAUGUCGUCGACGAUUUUGGCAUCUGUUUUAUCGUUAGACAGGACAUUAAUCGCCCAUAAACUUAAUAUGUCAAUAUGCAUAUGAUAUAAGCAUAAUAAAUUUUUCAUCAAUUACACAAUAUAAUAGAUAUUGAAUAUACGAAAUUAUGCAAUUAUGAAUUAAUGUCGCAAUAAUUUUCUAAAGGCAUCUUAUAUUGAUAAAAUAAUAUUGGAAAAUGCUUAAAAAAAUAUCAAGCAUACUAAAAAUUGUAUUAUUGAUGCUGUUGAUACACACAUAUAUGAGAAACUGAUUGGUUAAUCGAAUUACUUAUCAUGUCAGCAGCGAUAGAGCUGCAUCUCUUAAAUACGAGUGCAUUAUGUAUAUUCAAAUAAUCUUCAUAUAUCAUAUAUCAAGACAAUUUUAAAAAAUAUUACAUAUUUGCUUGAAACCGCUAAAUAGCCUAUCUAUUUAAUAUUGUCUGCUUGUUACGAAUACACAUUUCCUUAUGUAAAAUGUAUAAAAAUCUACAUAUUAUAUGGUUAUUUGUGUAAAAUAGAAACAAAUGACUUUUA
This is a messenger RNA of Cataglyphis hispanica, 6089 nucleotides long. RefSeq names its product transcription elongation factor SPT6 (gene Spt6). The transcript is spliced from 11 exons. Gene Ontology annotation, biological process: transcription elongation by RNA polymerase II; positive regulation of transcription elongation by RNA polymerase II; mRNA transcription by RNA polymerase II. Gene Ontology annotation, molecular function: histone binding; nucleosome binding; DNA binding. The coding region runs from base 129 to 5420 and encodes 1763 amino acids. NCBI's taxonomy places the organism in Eukaryota, Metazoa, Arthropoda, Insecta, Hymenoptera, Formicidae. Gene Ontology annotation, cellular component: transcription elongation factor complex. The record is from RefSeq and is a predicted model, not a curated record.